UAUCAGAGGAGAAAGAAUGGCGAGGUCGACAACCAAGGACGCUCAAGCCCUCAUUCAGUCCCUUCGUUCUGCUUAUGCUGUCACCCCAAUGAAUCUCAAGAUCAUCGAUCUCUACGUGAUUUUUGCAAUUUCUACAGCUCUGAUUCAGGUAGUUUACAUGGCAGUUGUUGGGUCAUUUCCAUUCAACUCUUUCCUUUCAGUAGUACUUUCUUGUGUUGGCACAGCAGUGCUAGCUGGUAAGAGAGUAAUUAUUUUCUUCUAACUGUUAACUCUGUGUGUGUGUGU
Molecule: messenger RNA, 285 nt
Organism: Telopea speciosissima
Lineage: Eukaryota; Viridiplantae; Streptophyta; Magnoliopsida; Proteales; Proteaceae
Product: dolichyl-diphosphooligosaccharide--protein glycosyltransferase subunit DAD1-like
Exons: 5
Coding region: 17-262 (81 amino acids)
Biological process (GO): protein N-linked glycosylation
Cellular component (GO): oligosaccharyltransferase complex; membrane
Source: RefSeq, a predicted model, not a curated record